CCCUGUGGGGCGAAGGAACAAGCCCUACCGACCACGACCUCACUCUGACCCUCACGGCCGCCGUUACUCUCCGUACCACAAACACCCAGUGGCUGCUAGACCUGACACCAUGGCCCCACGUACAUCCUCACCAAGCAAUCUGUGCAGCUCGAACCCUCGACCUCAGGGUCCUGGCUCCCUGCUGGUCUCUCCCAUCAGCUCCCCCCUCGACUCAAGCCUCAGACCAGUCAUCAGCCAUCCCUCCGGACUCUGCCACCGUCCUCUUCCCGGACCCCACCACAUCCCUCCUCCCCCACCCUUCAUGCCUCCCGUGUACCGACCAGACAACGGACACUCAGGCAUGAUGCCUCCUGGACCCCCACCGCCUAACGGACACCCGCCUGGUCCAAUGAUACCACCCGGACAUCGACCUCAACCUCCUGGUGCUUACGGUCCCUCUUCCCCACACAACCGGUACCUUCCUCCACCUUCUCACUAUGGACCGGUGCCUCCUCCAUUCGGACCCCCACAUACCUACGUGCACUAUGGACCACUUGAUCACUUCAUCCCACUCCGACACCUGCCCCCUGGGGUGGCCCCAUUCCCUCCUCAUGUCGGCCCCAAAGACUUCCCUGUGCAGCCACAGGUCCCACAUGUCCAUGACUCUUCAGUGGGCCCCCAGCCCGGCGCUGAACCCCAGGGCCAGGGGCAAGACUACAGCUCCCAGCAGGCAACAGCUGCCCCCCAUGACUCAGUCAGCUCUGCCAUGGCAGAGCCUUAGACACCUGCCAACCGUUAACGACCUGGCUACAUUUAAUCAACCACGAUUCAUCUCUUUAUUUUUUCCUUUUUGUUUUUAAUAGGCUGAAAAUAAAUAUCAUAUGAUAUACUUGCAAACAACAGAAGUAUCUAAAAAGUUAGUGUUCCUAUUAAAGCAUCAGAAAAUCAAUGUCUUAUGUUUCGUGUCUGAAAUGUAAUAACGACUUGAAGAGGAGUAGAACUGAGGCUUGUUACUCUGCAAGUCCUAUUGUGCAAUAACAUUUCUAUUGUAUGACUGAGGAUUUUAAGUUUUUGAAAGGGUAUUAUGUUGAUUUUGUAUUCAUUUCACAAUGUUAUCAUGGUUUCCUGUGGAAAUUAUUGAAAAUAAAUGGACCCCAAGCUUUUGGGUUGCUUGAUCGAUCAUUUCAGAAGUACCAUAUUAUCUUAACUCUUCCCCAAACUCUCUUCAGAAUGAACUGAAAAGGAAAGUUGUGUAAGUUGAAAGUCAAAGAUGUAUUUGCUGUUCUUUGGAUAUUUUAUUAAUAAAACUGGUAAAAGGUACUGCAGUUGUCUAUUGUUCAUAUGAAGCAUAUGACAACUUUUGUGAUCCAUUUUAGUUUGAAAGGAAAUGUCUGACAGUGCAUUUUGUUUUGUAUGGGUAGUUGUAUUACAUGUGAAAAGCCAGUAAUCACCCACUAACUGAACACCUGUCAUAUGACCUUCACAUUUGUUUCUUUUUUUGUUCUUAUGUUACAUCAGGGAUGCAUCACAUUUAUCUAUUUAUUUUCAAUAAAAAGAAAAUAA
Molecule: messenger RNA, 1542 nt
Organism: Salvelinus namaycush (lake trout)
Lineage: Eukaryota; Metazoa; Chordata; Actinopteri; Salmoniformes; Salmonidae
Product: cleavage and polyadenylation specificity factor subunit 6-like
Exons: 5
Coding region: 110-760 (216 amino acids)
Source: RefSeq, a predicted model, not a curated record